Molecule: messenger RNA, 1037 nt
Organism: Oreochromis aureus
Lineage: Eukaryota; Metazoa; Chordata; Actinopteri; Cichliformes; Cichlidae
Exons: 3
Coding region: 144-542 (132 amino acids)
Source: RefSeq, a predicted model, not a curated record
GGCUGCUCAGUGUUUGGAAAGUGGGAUCUUUGCUAGAUUUCUCUCUGUGCCUGGUUUGGUAGAGUAUUAGAUGAGAGCAGGGAAAAUCUGUGCCUACCUGUCCUUCAGCACAGACCACUGACUGUCAUUACUGUGCUGCAUCCAUGACUUUACAUACCUGGCUGGUGUAUGGGUUUGGAUUUAUAUUGGUUUGGACACUCUGCUUUGCACGAGUCCAUAGUCUGCAGUGCUAUGGCUGUAACAUCAUCCAGGGCCAGAGGUACGUUGACGUGGGCUGCUCCAACCCAGAGGUCAUCACCUGCCCCCACUCUCACAAAGGCUUCAAACAUCGUUUCUGCAUCAAGACAGAGAGCACGGCCCUGGGUAUCGUCCUGACAAGUGGUUGCGCUACAUCCAGACACUGCCAGCAACAAGAACUGCCAGGGGUGCGAAUCCACUGCUGUGACUCAGACCUAUGUAACAGCACCCCCUUCUGGCAUCCCAGCACACUCCACUAUAUCUGUGCACUGCUCACCCUCUUACUGCUAAGGAUGUGGUUGUGAUGUGAAAUAACUCUCAAGAGAAACAUAAAAUCAGUGGCCUCUUUUCGUAGCUGCUCAUGUGUAGAACUGAAUUGGGGGAUUUUUGCUCAGUAUGGCUUUAUUGGUAUGCACCUUUACAUUGUGGGGUUCACAUUGCUUGGACUUACAGUCAGAGGGGUGGCAAAAAUAACCUUGUAAAUAAAAAAUAAUGGUGAAGCAGCCAUCAGUGAAUUUAUGUCCACACCCACUUACUGUACCUUAAAGUAUGGAAUAUUAUGGAAGAUUUGUUGCCAUACAGCAUUACUCUUGUCACAGCUAUACUGUCAUUUCAUGAAAAAAUAAAGUGAGUAAUGACACUUUGUAUGAGCAAAGCAGUAAGACACUGACUUCAGUUGAAUUCACUUGUACAGGAAGACAGUCAUUUCCUUCCUUGGUUAAAGUGUUCACUAUCAUUUUUAAGAUAACAUUUUUGUGUGGUGUCCUCUAUGAAUUCACAGGCUAUUCAUAUUGAAUUGU